Messenger RNA from Phodopus roborovskii (desert hamster), 2094 nucleotides. It is a transcript of the gene Pcsk9, whose product is annotated as proprotein convertase subtilisin/kexin type 9. The transcript has 12 exons. The coding region runs from base 18 to 2090 and encodes 690 amino acids. Gene Ontology annotation, molecular function: serine-type endopeptidase activity. Gene Ontology annotation, biological process: proteolysis. The record is from RefSeq and is a predicted model, not a curated record. Lineage: Eukaryota; Metazoa; Chordata; Mammalia; Rodentia; Cricetidae.
UCAAAUUCCUCUCCUCGAUGGGUACCAGCUGCUCUGCAAGGCUGUGGUGGCUUCUGUCGCCACUGCUGCUGCUGCUGCUGUUACUGUGCCACAUGGGCGCCGGUGCCCAGGAUGAGGACACCGAAUACGAAGAGCUGAUGCUAGCCCUCCCAUCCCAGGAGGAUGGCCUGGCCGACGAGGCCCUGCAUGUGGCCACUGCCACCUUCCACCGUUGCUCCAAGGAGGCCUGGAGGUUGCCAGGCACCUACAUAGUGGUGCUGAUAGAGGGGACCCAGCGGCUGCAGAUUGAACAUACCAUCCAUCGCCUGCAGACCCAGGCUGCCCGCCGAGGCUAUGUCAUCAAGGUUCUGCAUAUCUUCUAUGACUUCAUCCCUGGCUUCUUGGUGAAGAUGAGCAGUGACCUAUUGGGCCUGGCCCUGCAGUUGCCCAAUGUGGAGUACAUUGAGGAAGACUCCUUGGUCUUCGCGCAGAGCAUCCCCUGGAACCUGGAUCGGAUUAUCCCAGCAGGGUACCAGGCCAAAGAAUACAGCUCCUCCAAUGGAAGUGGCCAGGUAGAGGUGUAUCUCUUAGAUACCAGCAUCCAGAGUGACCAUCGGGAAAUUGAGGGCAGGGUCACCAUCACGGACUUUAACAGUGUGCCUGAAGAGGAUGGGACACGCUUCCACAGGCAGGCAAGCAAGUGUGACAGCCAUGGUACCCAUCUGGCAGGCGUGGUCAGCGGCCGGGAUGCUGGUGUGGCCAAGGGCACCAGCCUGCACAGCCUGCGAGUGCUCAACUGUCAAGGGAAGGGCACAGUCAGCGGCACCCUCAGAGGCCUGGAGUUUAUUUGGAAAAGCCAGCUAAUCCAGCCUUCAGGGCCGCUUGUGGUGCUGCUGCCCCUGGCGGGCGGGAAUAGCCGGAUCCUCAACACUGCCUGCCAGCAGCUGGCAGGGACUGGGGUAGUGCUGGUUGCUGCAGCUGGUAACUUCCGGGACGAUGCCUGCCUCUACUCCCCAGCUUCUGCUCCAGAGGUUAUCACAGUUGGGGCCACCAAUGUCCAUGACCAGCCAGUCGCCCUGGGGACCUUGGGGACCAACUUUGGACGCUGUGUGGACCUCUUUGCCCCGGGGAAGGACAUCAUUGGUGCCUCCAGUGACUGCAGCACAUGCUUCGUGUCGCAGAGUGGGACGUCACAGGCUGCUGCUCAUGUGGCCGGCAUUGUAGCCAGGAUGCUGACUCUGGAGCCGGAGCUCACCUUGGCUGAGCUGCGACAGAGGCUGAUCCACUUCUCUACCAAAGAUGUCAUCAACAUGGCCUGGUUCCCUGAGGACCAGCGGGUGCUGACCCCCAACCUGGUGGCCACACUGCCCCCGAGCACUCAUGGGACAGGUGGGCAGCUGCUCUGCAGGACAGUGUGGUCGGCACACUCAGGGCCCACACAGACAGCUACUGCUACAGCCCAUUGCACCCCAGGAGAAGAGCUGCUGAGUUGUUCCAGCUUCUCCAGGAGUGGGAGGCGACGGGGUGAUCGGAUUGAGGCCGUAGGGGGCCAGUGCGUCUGCAAGGCCCUCAAUGCCUUUGGGGGCGAGGGUGUCUACGCUGUUGCUAGGUGCUGCCUGCUUCCUCAUGCCAACUGUAGCAUCCACACCACUCCUGCAGCCAGAGCCAGCCUGGAGACCCAUGUCCACUGCCACCAGAAGGACCAUGUCCUCACAGGCCGCAGCUUUCAUUGGGAGGCUGAAGACAUCGGUACCCAACGGUGGGCUGUGCUGAGGUCCAGACAUCAGCCUGGCCAGUGCACUGGCCACCGGGAGGCCAGCAUCUACGCUUCCUGCUGCCAUGCCCCAGGCCUGGAGUGCAAAAUCAAGGAGCAUGGGAUCUCAGGUCCUGCAGAGCAGGUCACCGUGGCCUGUGAGGCAGGCUGGACCUUGACAGGAUGCAAUGUCCUCCCCGGGGCAUUCAUUACUCUGGGGGCCUACGCUGUGGACAACAUGUGUGUGGCGAGAAGCCGAAUCACCGACACAGCAGGCAGGACCAGUAAGGAAGCCACAGUAGCUGCUGCCGUCUGCUGCCGGAGCGGGCCUUCAGCAAAGACCUGGACUCACCAGUGACAGG